AUGAACUUUCUUCUAUUUGCAUUAACAUGUGCCACUAUCUAUGUUUUUCUUCGUUCAAUCAUUGCAAAGAUAUCAAAACCAAACUAUAAGCUUCCACCAGGACCUUCCCCUCUUCCCAUCAUAGGAAACCUCCUUGAAUUAGGAAACAAGCCUCACAAAUCAUUGGCAAAACUUGCUGAGAUUCAUGGCCCAUUAAUGAGUCUCAAAUUUGGCCAAAUAACCACUGUUGUCAUCUCCUCAGCAGACAUGGCAAAACAUGUGCUUCUCACCAAUGACCAGUUCUUGUCCAACAGAACCGUUCCACAAUCUGUUUCGAUUCUCGACCACCAGCACUAUACACUUCCCUUCCUACCAAUUUCACCUCUUUGGAAAGAAUUAAGAAAAAUAUGCAACACUGAAUUACUUUCUCACAAGACUCUUGAUGCUAGCCAAGACGUAAGGCGCAAGAAAAUACAAGAGCUUCUCAAUGAUAUUGAUCAAAGCAGUCAAAUUGGCGAAGCGAUAGAGGUUGGAACAGCAGCGUUCAAAACAACCAUAAAUCUGUUGUCAAACACUAUUUUCUCUGUGGAUUUGAUCCAGACUAAUGGUGAAGCAGGAGAGUUUAAGGACUUGGUGACUGAUAUUACAAAACUUGUUGGCACGCCAAAUCUGGCGGACUUUUUUCCUGUGUUGAAGAUGAUCGAUCCACAAGGCGUUAAAAGGAGACAGACAGAGAAUGUUAAGAAGCUGUUUGACAUUUUUCAAGACUUGGUUAUCCAACGUUUGAAGAUGAGGGAAAGCACAUGUGUAGACACCAACAAAGACAUGUUAGAUUCCAUGCUAAACAUUUUUAAGGAAAAUGAGUUUAUCGACAAUAAUAUGAUCAAACAUCUAUCACAUGAUAUAUUUGUGGCGGGAACUGAUACAACAUCCUCUACCCUCGAAUGGGCGAUGACAGAGCUUAACCACAACCCAGAAGUUAUGGUGAAGGCCAAGAAAGAGUUAGAAAAAAUGAUUGGUUGUGGUGUCCCACUUGAGGAAUCAAAUAUUUCUAACCUCCCAUACUUACAAGCUAUAAUAAAGGAGACACUUCGGUUGCACCCGCCCGUGCCGCUCUUACUGCCACGAAAAGCUGUGAGUAAUGUUGACAUAUGUGGCUACACUAUCCCCAAGGAUGCACAAGUGCUAGUUAAUGUGUGGAAGAUUGGUAGAGAUCCAGCUAUAUGGAUGAAUCCAACUUUGUUCUCUCCGGAAAGGUUCUUAGGGUCAGAGAUUGAUUUCAAAGGCCGGAAUUUCGAGCUUGUACCAUUUGGUGGCGGACGACGAAUAUGCCCAGGCUUAGUUUUGGCUAAUAGGAUGUUGAUGUUAAUGUUGGGGUCAUUAGUCAACUCAUUCGAUUGGAAGCUUGAAGGUAACAUGAAACCAGAAAAUAUGAACAUGGAUGAUAAAUUUGGCAUUACCUUGCAAAUGGCUCAACCCCUUCGAGUUGUUCCUGUCAGAAUAAGCAAAUGA
Messenger RNA from Lathyrus sativus (Indian pea), 1491 nucleotides. The record is from the annotation of a GenBank genome assembly. Lineage: Eukaryota; Viridiplantae; Streptophyta; Magnoliopsida; Fabales; Fabaceae.